This is a messenger RNA of Pygocentrus nattereri (red-bellied piranha), 2173 nucleotides long. It is a transcript of the gene lipcb, whose product is annotated as hepatic triacylglycerol lipase. Gene Ontology annotation, biological process: lipid metabolic process. The transcript has 9 exons. The record is from RefSeq and is a predicted model, not a curated record. Bases 138 to 1580 code for a protein of 480 amino acids. Gene Ontology annotation, molecular function: apolipoprotein binding; triacylglycerol lipase activity. NCBI's taxonomy places the organism in Eukaryota, Metazoa, Chordata, Actinopteri, Characiformes, Serrasalmidae.
CUCUCUCUUUGUCAGCAGCAGGGACAGCUUCCUAUCUGUGAAUCACUCCACCAGUCAAGACAAGUCUGUGGAUACGUAACCAUCCCUCUGUUCCUGGAACUGAGUUUGACGCUGAAGUUGGACUGAGCAGACCAAGGAUGAAGGUCAUACCAACAGCCCUUUCUUUUCUUCUGUUAAUCCAAACAGUCACUGAGGGAGUUAAAGCGAGUGGAAAUACUACAGCUCCUGUUGGGGAGGUUCAGCAGACUAAUGAAGUGAAUGUGCCGCCAGUGGUGAAGUCAACUUUUCACAUGCAUUUACAAGGCAAUGAGUUUGAGGAUACAUGUGAAAUCAUACCAUUUAAUUCAAGCACUCUCCAUACAUGUAACUACAACACAAGCAGCCCGCUGAUGAUCAUCAUUCAUGGCUGGUCGAUAAACGGACUUAUGGAAGAGUGGAUAUUCAGCAUGGCUUCAGCCCUCAAGACAAAACUGGAGCAUGUGAAUGUACUGAUCAGUGACUGGAGACCCUUAGCCCUACAGCCUUAUUCAGUCGCAGUCAAGAACAGCAGGCAAGUGGGCUUCGAUGUGGCGACUCUGCUGCAGUGGCUGGAGGAGACCACCCAGCUCUCCAUGGAUAAGGUUCACCUGAUCGGUUACAGCGUAGGAGCACAUGUGGCUGGGUUUGCAGGAAGUCAGUUUAAAGGAGCCAGAAAGUUGGGCCGGAUAACAGGUCUGGAUCCUGCAGGCCCCAUUUUUCAGAAAGUGAAUGCCAGUGAAAAACUGUCUCCUGAUGAUGCCAAGUUUGUGGACGCCAUCCACACGUUUUCCAAGACUGGCAUCGGGCUGGUGGUGGGAAUCUCGCAGAAUGUGGGCCAUAUUGAUUUCUAUCCAAAUGGGGGAUCAGUGCAGCCUGGAUGUCAGAUGACGUUCAUAUACCCAGGUUUACCAAAGACCAUAAAAUGUGCUCACCAGCGAGCUGUCCACCUCUUCACCGACUCCCUGUUGCACACGGAUCAACAGAUGACAGCCUACCAAUGUCGAGACAGUGCUGCGUUUGACAGAGGUCUCUGUCUGGACUGCAAAAAGAAUCGCUGUAAUACUCUGGGCUACAAUGUUAGAAGGGUCCACAACAAAAACAAAAAAGGCUUCUAUCUGAAAACUGGUUCCCAAACACCAUUUAAAGUGUACCACUAUCAGAUCAAAGUCCUGUUGCUCAACCUGAUUGAGCCUGUUAAAGUCUACGCCUCCAUUUCUAUUACUGGAACCAAUGGCAAGAGCACCUACAGGCCUGUUACUUUGACCCAAGAACAUGUUGAAAAUACAACAUACUCGUCCCUGGUUGCGGUGGGAUCAGAGUUGGGCAAACUGCAAGCUUUGAGGCUGCGCUGGGAGAAAGAGGGGACUAUAACCAGUUGGUGGAGAUGUGUCACAAGCAUGUGCGGGAAGGACACAGAACUCAGAGUGGCAAGGAUACGGCUCAAAUACGGGGAGAGCCAGGAAAAGACAUGGUUCUGUGGUCAAGGAGGAGACAUUGUACAUCUUAAACCCUCAGAAGAGCAAGAGUUUGUUCAUUGUCAACACAAGAACAAGAAUCAGUGACUUGGACAUGCUAUUAGGAAGCUGCUGAAAAAUAAAAGUAAAUGUGAAAGCCGGUGAUUCCAAAGUAUCAAAAGAAAUAUUUGUUACACGUUUUCAAUUGAGCCUUUUUAUUAAUGCAUUUCAAGUACUCCAAAAAAUUACAUCUCUUUGCACAAUACGUUUUGAAAUGUUAAGUAAAAAUGUUCAAAGUGAACAAAAAUUUAGGUACUGUAUAAAACACAGUUAACAUUAACAGACAGUAGUUUUUUUUUCCUAGCUUUUGUGAUCUUUCGGCCUAUAUCACCUACAACGUUUUGACUCACUUCGGACAUUUUCAGUGCACAUUUUUUUUUCUAUAAAGAUUCACCAAGACUACACAAAUAAAAAAAGCAAAACAAAACCCAAAAUAAAAAAAUAAAAGAGAUGUGAGAUACAGGCAGGUCUUUCCCCCUCUAUCCACUUCACACCACAGGCUAAACAGACUGAGAAAAAAAAAGCCUAUGCACUUCAUCGCAUUGAAAUAUUUUGAUCAUUGACUGCCAUGAAGAGAAAAUAACUUUCUAUAAGCACAAAUUCUGAUAAAAAUAACGAUGACAAAACAAAACAAAACAAAA